UUCAAACCCUAUAAAAGUUGUCAGCUUUCUUCAACAAGGAAUCAAGAUUCAUCACAAAAUUUGGGUUUUUUUUGCUUGUCAUCUUGAAUCUUUGCUCACUUUCUUUCUUUAGGUUUAUCCCCUUUUCAAUCCUUCUUCUUGAUCUACAACAAUGGGCGGCUGCUUCAGCAAGAAAAAUCGCCAAAACCCAAAUUCUAAUGGCUAUAGAUCUUCAAAACAUCAAAAUUACCAACCAGUUUCUGAAAAUUACCAAAAACCCAGAUCAAAUUACACCCAGCCUCCACAAGAAACCCACCACCACCACCAACACCACCAGCCACCACCGCCGCCGCCACAAAACACCACCCCACCUCCUAAACCAGCACCACCACCUCCAAACCCAGCACCACCACCUUCAAACCCUAGGCCUGCUCAGGGUUCAGACCCAAAUACCAUUUUGGGGAAGCCAUUUGAGGAUAUAAGAAGACACUACAAUCUUGGAAAAGAAUUGGGCAGAGGUCAAUUUGGGGUAACUUAUCUUUGUACUGAGAAUUCAACUGGUCAUACUUAUGCUUGUAAAUCAAUCUUGAAAAGGAAGCUUUCAAGCAAAAAUGAUAAAGAGGAUAUCAAGAGGGAGAUUCAGAUUAUGCAACAUUUAAGUGGUCAACCAAAUAUUGUUGAGUUUAAAGGGACUUAUGAAGAUAGACAAUCUGUUCAUCUUGUGAUGGAGCUUUGUGCCGGUGGGGAGCUUUUUGAUCGGAUUAUAGCUCAAGGACAUUACACUGAGAAAGCUGCAGCUUCAAUUUGUAGGCAGAUUGUGAAUGUUGUUCAUGUGUGUCAUUUUAUGGGUGUGAUGCAUAGGGAUCUAAAGCCUGAGAACUUUUUGCUUUCUAGUAAAGAGGAGAAUUCGAUGUUGAAAGCAACGGAUUUCGGGUUAUCUGUGUUUAUCGAAGAAGGGAGGGUGCACCGUGACAUAGUCGGUAGUGCAUACUACGUUGCUCCGGAGGUUUUGAGGCGGAGUUACGGGAAAGAAAUAGAUAUUUGGAGUGCAGGGGUAAUGUUGUACAUUCUACUAAGCGGUGUGCCUCCAUUUUGGGCAGAAACCGAAAAGGGUAUAUUUGAUGCCAUACUAGAAGGUGUUAUCGACUUUGAAACCGAACCAUGGCCGUCGAUAUCAAGGAGUGCAAAAGAUCUUGUCCGUAAAAUGUUGACGCAAGACCCGAAAAAGAGAAUUACUUCGGCCCAAGUGCUUGAGCAUCCAUGGCUAAGAGAAGGCGGAGAAGCAUUAGACAAGCCGAUAGAUAGUGCGGUGCUGUCCAGAAUGAAGCAAUUUAGAGCGAUGAAUAAGCUCAAGAAACUCGCUUUGAAAGUCAUUGCCGAGAGUAUGUCUGAAGAAGAAAUUAAAGGUCUCAAAGCAAUGUUCGUGAACAUGGACACGGAUAAGAGCGGUUCCAUCACUUACGAGGAACUCAAGACCGGACUCGCUAGGCUCGGUUCCAAGCUUUCAGAAGCCGAAGUUAAGCAACUCAUGGAAGCCGCUGACGUGGACGGAAAUGGAACCAUCGACUACAUCGAGUUUAUAACCGCUACCAUGCAUAGGCAUAGACUCGAAAGAGAUGAGCAUCUAUACAAAGCCUUCUGCCAUUUCGAUGCCGAUAAUAGCGGGUAUAUCACCAUGGAUGAACUGGAAACAGCCAUGAAAGAAUACGGAAUGGGCGAUGAAGCUACCAUCAAGGACAUCAUUUCCGAAGUGGAUACUGAUAAUGAUGGAAGAAUCAACUAUGAGGAGUUUUGCACCAUGAUGAGAAGUGGAACAGCACAUCAAGCCAAACUCUUUUGAUCGUUUUCAUAGAAAACGAGAUCGAUGCAGGUUCAAACUAGCUAACAUUUGUCGCGCAUUGUGGUAUUAUUACGCUCUCGGGGUUGUGUAGAUGAGGCCUUUUUUCAUGUAUCUUUUGGAUUAUCGAGUUUUGGUUAUUUUGUUUGCUUUCGGUAUGUAACAGUUUACUUAUAAAUGCUUGUUUGACGUUCGUUUUCUUUGACAUUUGUAAUAUGUUAUCGUUACUCUUUUAAGUCCGAAUCUUGUACUA
Molecule: messenger RNA, 2069 nt
Organism: Cynara cardunculus var. scolymus (artichoke)
Lineage: Eukaryota; Viridiplantae; Streptophyta; Magnoliopsida; Asterales; Asteraceae
Product: calcium-dependent protein kinase-like
Exons: 8
Coding region: 152-1819 (555 amino acids)
Biological process (GO): peptidyl-serine phosphorylation; intracellular signal transduction; protein autophosphorylation
Cellular component (GO): cytoplasm; nucleus
Molecular function (GO): calcium-dependent protein serine/threonine kinase activity; calmodulin binding; calcium ion binding
Source: RefSeq, a predicted model, not a curated record